Aphanomyces invadans is the source of this 1059-nucleotide messenger RNA. RefSeq lists its product as hypothetical. The transcript is spliced from 8 exons. The coding region runs from base 1 to 1059 and encodes 352 amino acids. Lineage: Eukaryota; Oomycota; Saprolegniomycetes; Saprolegniales; Verrucalvaceae. The record is from RefSeq and is a predicted model, not a curated record.
AUGACCGCGUCCUCUGAUUCGAACGCGGGCAGCUUUCACUCGCCCACAGCGCUGUUGUCGUCACUCGCUGAGGACAAGGAGCAGCUGGACAAGCGGAUGCAACUGCAGCUCUUGACGAUUGCUGGUCUCGUUGUGUUUUUCCUUGGCAUUGCCAUUCCGUUCACGCUCACGCAAGCUGCAUCGGAAAACAAGGUUCAUGGCUAUCAAGUCCUGUACUCGUCGAAGCCGUAUUCCCCCGACAAUGAAUCCCUCGCCCUCGACAUGGUGCUGUCGUCCAUCAGUACUGAGACUUACGAGCUCUCCAUCGCUACAACCAUCAGCGACAUCCCCGCCCGCUUGGCCACCAACGAUACACUGGUCAAGUCGUUUCGGGUCCAAGUCGGCCCUGGCACGAUGGUGAUCAGCCCUGCCACGACCAACGUCAACACGCCGAUGACGACAAAGAUCCCUCUCAUCAAGGGCUCGACAGCGUGGUAUCCGUUUGACAAGUACUUGACGGCAGUCGAUGUCGAGGCAUUCACGGGAACAGGCCCAUUCAUGGGCCAGAAACCGGACGUGAUCGACGUCGUGAUGGAAAUGAAGACCCCCGAAGACUUUAAUUGGCGGUACAAAGUUCGCCGAACCACCCCCGACGACUUUGAUGUCGACGGCCAGGGCAUCCCCACCCCAAAGUCCAUCACAGUCGAAGUGUCGCGCAAGUUCAAUGUGUACGCAGCACUCGUGUUUGUGUGUGUGUGGUCAGUAACGAUAUCCGUUGGGUACAUUGGGAGUUGCGCGGUGAUUUGGAAGCACCGACCCCCCGACAGCCCCGCCAUUUUUGUGUCCGCUCUCUUUGCCGUGCCCACCGUGCGCAACAUGCUCCCCGGUCGUCCCCCCUACGGGUGCUUGUUCGACAUUUUGUGCACAUACUUUUCGAUUGCCGUCAUCUUGGUCUUCCUCGUGUGGGUGUCCAUCGCGUACAUGAAAAAAGCAGAUCCACUGCCCAAGUCGACGGGCACAAGAGCUUCAUCGUGCAAUGGCCGGUGCAACGGAAACCAGUUGGGGGCGUAUCACCUCUGA